UUACAAUCUCAUCAUUUUAUUUUCAUUCCAAAUCAAGAGAAUCAAAUGUUUUGUUUCGUUUAGUUUAAUUAGUUUUAUUUUUUACUAAUUAGAAAGGAUAAUUUCGUGGUGAUUAAGGAUUAAGAGGUAAGAAGAUCAAUACUGUGGAAAUAAACAAAAAGCUAUUUCAACGAUCCAAGAUAUUAAUUAGUUACGAACCAGUUACAAUCAAUUGUUAAAAUCAACUUGUCUCAUGUUUGUCCGACUGAUUUGAAUUGAGUUUGUGAUUUGAAUGAUGAGCACAUUACCUGAAGCUAAUCAAACUUAUGGUACUAAGGAUUAUUGGAUUAGUAGAUUUAAUCAAGAAAAUGUCUAUGAAUGGCUUGUUGAUUAUCAACAAUUAAAAGCUCAUCUUGCUGAGAAUAUCAACCAAGAUGAUACAAUAUUAAUCUUAGGUUGUGGUAAUAGUUUACUCGGUGAAAAGCUUUACAAUGAUGGUUACAGAAUGAUUAUCUCCAUGGACUAUUGUGAAAAUGUAGUCGGAAACAUGUCGCUUCAUUGUGAUUCCUGUAAAUCCAUUAAUUGGUUAACAAUGGAUGCAACCAAUAUGACAAUUAAGGAUAAUUGUAUUGAUGUUGUUCUAGAAAAGGCAACAAUUGACACUUUUCUUGUUGGUGAAAAAAAUCUCUGGUCUCUUUCACCUUCUUCCAUUGAAAAAGUGGAUAAAACUCUUAGUGAAAUUAGUAGAUUGUUGAAACCUGAUGGAAAAUUUAUUUCUCUCUCAUUCAAUCAACCUCAUUUUCGAGGGAAACUUUACUCUAAUGAUAAAUAUGAUUGGAGAAUCAAAUCAAUUGAUACAAUUGGAGUUAAUUUUCAUCACUAUUUGUAUGUUAUUCAAAAAGGAUUAUCUCAGACAGAAUCAGCAGAUUAUUAUGUUUAUCAACCUCCAGCGAUUACCACAAUCAAAUCAGAAGAAACUAUUGAAGAACGUGAAGAAAAUGAUAUAUUCGCAAUCAAUUUGGACAAUUAAAGUAAUUAUUGUGAAAAACAAAGGAAAUUGGUUUCAAAUUCGACAGUUUAACAACAAGGAUCGUAAAUCUCAUGAUCGAGAAUCUCGACUCGAGAUGAACCGUCCAGAGGAUAAUUAAAAGAUAAAUAAGGAAAACAUAGAACGGAAAAAGUUUCUUUGUUUUUGUGAGAAAAUGUCAACCUUUUUUUUUAUUUCUUUUUUUUAUUCCGAAAAUUCUGCCUUUUGAUCCUGAGACAUUGAAGUACAUGAUUUGUAUAGCAAGUAGCAAGGAAAUGGUUGAUAUUGAGAAUUUAAAAGUGAAGGUACCAUGAAAAUUGAAAUGGAAGUUAGUUAUCAUUCCCGUUCUCGAUUGGACAUCACUCUUAAGUCAAUUGCUUUUUACGAUGGUGUUUAUCUCUGCUACGAUUUAUUCAAAGUACAUGUAGAUCGUUCACAUCGUCGUACAUCAUCAAAAUAUUAAUCAUCCUCAUCCUCAUCAUCAUCCCCAUCAUCCAUCCAUCCACUCGCCUUGGAAUCACUCUUUCACAUCACAUCACACUCGAAAUUGUCCAUCAUCAACUUAAAUAUUAGAAGUAGAGAAAGAGAUAAAGAAUCAAAUCAAAGACGUAAAAAUAUUCCAAGUUAAGAAUUUAUCCAAAAAUUUAUUUGUAUUGAUGCUUAAUUUUUUACUUUUGAAAUAAGUAUUUAUGAGUAUUAAUUUCUAGUAUUUCUCGAAGCGUGAGGACUAGAAAGAUUAAAGAUAAAAGAAAAGUA
Molecule: messenger RNA, 1762 nt
Organism: Panonychus citri (citrus red mite)
Lineage: Eukaryota; Metazoa; Arthropoda; Arachnida; Trombidiformes; Tetranychidae
Product: EEF1A lysine methyltransferase 4-like
Exons: 3
Coding region: 272-1009 (245 amino acids)
Molecular function (GO): S-adenosylmethionine-dependent methyltransferase activity
Source: RefSeq, a predicted model, not a curated record